AUGGCUGGGUCGACAAAGAGUACGCCUGUCAAGUUGGCGCCGAAUAAGGUCACUGGGUCUGGGAAGAAGCCUACGAGCGAGAUUUUGCGGCUGCUGAAGGAGACGGAUGAGCUUACGAAACGGUGUUCGGCCUUGCGCGUGGAUUCGAAGAUCUUGGUCAGGAAUCUCACGGAUUAUGCGACCCAGUUGAAGAAUGUCUCUCGACUGCCGCCUUCAAUCAGUCCAGCUCAACCGGCACCCGGCUCGAAGAAAGCGACGGAUCACCUCACAGGCGGAGGAACAUUGGCACGGCGAAUGGAAGGAUUCCUGACCGUCAAGAUCCAAGAGUGCUUCGAUGAUCUCUACACGCACAUGUGCGAACUGGAAGAAAAGUACUUUGAUUUGGAGGAGGUGAAGGAUGACUUUGUAGCACUCCUGCAAGCGUAUGUCGAUCACGAUCCCUCGCUCGCGCCGAUCGAGUCCGGUAUAUCGCUCACGCCGGCGUAUGAUCUGGUUGAGACGGUAUACAGCCAACUGAGGUUUGAAGCAAGAAGUCGAUGGAAUAUAUGGAAUAGACAUGUAGGAAACGGGGUUGAGGUGACGUGGAAGACGCACAUCAACUGGAAGGAAUUCGCGGAUGAAUGGCGGGAUCUGGAUACGGGAGGAAAGGAGAGCGAGAGCGAUAUAGAGGACUUGAUCCAAGUAGGAGAGCAAUGGGAGGAGCGGCGAUAG
Messenger RNA from Saitoella complicata NRRL Y-17804, 711 nucleotides. RefSeq lists its product as uncharacterized. The record is from RefSeq and is a predicted model, not a curated record. Bases 1 to 711 code for a protein of 236 amino acids. Lineage: Eukaryota; Fungi; Ascomycota; Saitoellomycetes; Saitoellales; Saitoellaceae. The transcript has a single exon.